Messenger RNA from Ascoidea rubescens DSM 1968, 486 nucleotides. RefSeq names its product TRAPP subunit BET5 (gene BET5). Gene Ontology annotation, biological process: endoplasmic reticulum to Golgi vesicle-mediated transport. The transcript has 2 exons. Gene Ontology annotation, cellular component: TRAPP complex. The record is from RefSeq and is a predicted model, not a curated record. The coding region runs from base 1 to 486 and encodes 161 amino acids. NCBI's taxonomy places the organism in Eukaryota, Fungi, Ascomycota, Saccharomycetes, Ascoideales, Ascoideaceae.
AUGAUAUACUCCCUCUGGAUCUUCGACAGACACUGUAUCAUUCAGCAAGACCCAAAGGCUGCCAGGCCCUUGGUUGGUGGUGGCACUGUCAACUUGAACAAUGACAUCGACUCUGCAAAGUUGCUCUUCGGCGCUUUGUUUUCCCUCAGAAACAUUGCCAGCAAAUUGACCUCAAACGUCAACAUCAUCGACAACACCAGCAGCGAUCUUGAUUUUCAAAAACAAAACUACCUCAGAAGCUUUGCAACUCAAAAUUACAGAGCUCACUAUUUCGAAACGUUGUCUGGUCUCAAGUUUGUUCUCUUAACCGAUCCCUCUAUCCAAGAUAUGCAAAAACACCUCCAUGAAAUCUACACCAAUUUCUAUGUUGAAUACGUUGCCAAAAAUGCUCUAUCGCCUGUAGAUUUCAAGCCUGGCGAGCUCAUAGGAAGCGAAAAGUUCAUAAAUAGUGUCGACUCAUAUAUACUAUCCUUAUCCGUUACAUAG